Messenger RNA from Osmia bicornis bicornis, 6625 nucleotides. It is a transcript of the gene BuGZ, whose product is annotated as BUB3-interacting and GLEBS motif-containing protein ZNF207. NCBI's taxonomy places the organism in Eukaryota, Metazoa, Arthropoda, Insecta, Hymenoptera, Megachilidae. Gene Ontology annotation, molecular function: DNA binding. The transcript is spliced from 6 exons. The record is from RefSeq and is a predicted model, not a curated record. Gene Ontology annotation, cellular component: nucleus. Bases 147 to 1550 code for a protein of 467 amino acids.
AGAUGCAGUCGCCAUUUUGCCAUCAUCGGUUUUUACGUGUGUGUGCAGUGCAGUUUCUUCGGGACUAAAGUUCUUAUUACGUAGUCACGAAGCGUUAAUUGGCAUAUUUUUACUCAUUUUGAAUUGGUGAAAGUCAAUAAAAAAGAAUGGGACGUAAGAAGAAGAAGCAAUCCAGGCCCUGGUGUUGGUAUUGCAAUAGAGAAUUUGAGGAUGAAAAAAUUCUCAUUCAACAUCAAAAAGCAAAACAUUUCAAAUGUCACAUUUGUCACAAAAAGCUAUACACAGGACCAGGGCUUAGUAUACAUUGUAUGCAGGUACAUAAAGAAGCAAUAGAUAAGGUACCUAAUUCUCUGCCAAAUCGUAGCAAUAUUGAAAUUGAAAUUUAUGGUAUGGAAGGUAUACCACCGAACGAUGCAAAAGAGCACGAGAGGCAAAGAAAUGGAGGAAGACCUGGUUCGCCAAGUUCGGGCGAAGACGAACCUGUUAGAAAAAAGGCAAAACCGGAAGGUUUACUGGGUUCUGCGCCAGGUGCAAUGCCUACAGGUUCAAAUAUGAUGCCGGGCGUAAUGCCAGGUAUGGCAGCUCAUCCUGGUAUGCCACCCAUGGGACAGUUCCCACCACCCAUGCACCAUAUGAUGGGACCUAUGGGUCCUGUAGGUCCACCUUUCAUGGGACCUGGUAUGAUGCCUGGAAUGCCAGGCAUGCCACCAGGAAUUCAACCACCCGUGUCAGGUGCAUCCAUACCACCGACACGACCAUUAUUCCCAAGUGCUGCAGCUGUUUCAACAGCUGCAUCAACAGCAGUCACUUCUCCUCUGGGCACAGAUUUUAAACCAAUUACAUCGGUCGCGGGUGGAUCUAUAGGGCCAGUUAAGCCAACAUUCCCUGCUUACAGUAAUGCAGAUAAUAAUACCAGUACUAGUAAUAAUGUUGGAAGCGAUCAAAAAGUAAAUCUUAUAGCAACUACUAGUGCUGCUAUUAAAAUUAUCCACCCCCCAGAGGAUCUUAGUCUAGAAGAAAUUAGAGCAAGACUUCCAAAAUAUCAGCGACGACAAAGCGACGAAAGUCGAGCUGCACAGGCCGAUGCUAAUCAACAAGCUGCGGCAUUGCAACAGCAGCAGCAGCAACAACAACAACAACAGCAGCAGCAGCAACAACAACAGCAACAACAGCAGCAGCAGCAAGCCGUUGCCGCUAAUGCAGCUGCUGCUUUUCAGGAUCAACAGCAGCGGCAACAAGCUGCAUUAAAUGCCCUUCAGCAACAACAACAAAGAUUUCAGAGACCCCCGCAAGCAGUAAUGGUUCCUGCAUCGGCAGCGAUGCCUGUUAGUUCCGUUGCGUUGAUGGCGCCGCUUAUGCGGCCUACUAUGACUUUAGCUGCACCAGCUCUGAUUCAUGGAGGUAACAUGAUGCGACCGCCCCCCAUGGGCCUUCCACCAGGAAUGAUCGGGGCAUUACCGCCGGGCGCGAUGCAUCCGGCAUUCGCAGCUCCAAUGGGUUUCCCCGGUGCACCGAUGUUGGCGCCGAUGAUGCAUCCACGCUUCAGAUGAUCACCUCCUAUGGACGGGCCCACCCCGCCACUGCACUUCGUGCUCUGGGCCCGCCCCUAAAUUCAAUUAGGGUCCGGACCUGACUGAGAAGAGGAAAGCAACAAGCACGCGUAAAACAUGUUAGCUCGCGUGGAGAUACACACUACGUUGAUCGGCCGCGGCUGCACUUGACGCAUCCUCUCCCACGAAGUUUUACACGAAGUUAGCAAACUCUUUGUUUUUUUUUCUCUCUUAUAUAUCAUUACAAAAACAUGUCACGUCAGUGCCUGAGAGGGUUAACCAGGUGCAGUGGAAACGGUCGGUCGUUUACAACUUCGUUUUUGCUGCCGGUAAACGCGUCAAAUAAACGACUCUGUUCACUUCUUUUUUUUUUUUUUUUUUUUUUUUUUAUAAACGUGUGGCUCAGUGAUCAUCGUACGUAGCUUUUCCUCGAAGAAGUUUGAACGCCAGGUGAGCAACGAGAUCAGUCGGGUUUCUCUUUCAUUCUCUGUGAAAUGAAUUUUGUUGUUCACUUAAAAGGACGACGACAAGGGUCGAAUCCUUUUGAUCGUCCAUUCUGUGGGUCCUUGUUAUUAUUAUACGUGUCUGAUAGUACCUGGUAUUGAAAUUUUGUAGUUAAUAAAAAUAAAAUAUGUUGUUGAUGGCUGUACGAGCACGAAAGCUUUCGCGUAGGAUACUUCUAUGAAAUUGCACAUAAUUGAUUGUUGGCAGAGUUAUAUAGAAGUGAUUUUUACGUUGCUCGUGGUGACAUCGAUUAACUAAAUCAGGCCCGGAAGGUGUAGAUCUUUCGGCCUGAUGAGUCUGUGUAGAAAGAAUUUCUGAAAGGCCUUGCCCGUUUUAUUUCACGGUAGACCGUUUCCACGCGCUGUUUCUCAGCCUCUGCACCAGUGUUCUCUUGGAGAGACGCGAUCGCGGAAAGGUGACCCUUCACACUGCAGCCUAUUAAUGAAAUUUAUUUUAAUUCAUCUUUUAAGCAUCUUAUUAUUUAAUCAAACAGAUGUUUUAAAUGUUCCCUUAUUAAAGAUCUAUUAUAUACAUGUAUCGUGUAAUUAUAAUUUGUAAAAUAUCAGUUAUUGUAUUUAUGUACAUACGAGCUGCAGUGUGAACAUUAUGUUGCCUCAGGUUAGUUUGUCACAACUUUUAUUUUAACGCUUCAGAUCGAAUCGAUUUACUUUUGUAUAAUCUGAUCUUUCAUAUCAAUAGUACAGAGAAAAUUGUUUUUGAAAUGUUUAAUUUAAAGGGACAUUGUAUCUAAAAUAACUUUUUAUCAGAGAUUGCUAUUUUUUUGGUGAUCUUAUACAUAUUUUUCUAAAUAGAAUCCGUUCUAUUUAAAAAAUGUUUAUAAUUUAAAAAUUCAGAUAAGCGUGAUCUCGAAUAAUUUUAGGCACGAUCCUUUUUCUACGCGUUACUAAAAAUAAAGUGACGCUCGAGGCUCGUCUCGUUAGAUAACUCAUCCUGUAUAUAUCUAUAAAGAAAUAUUUUGGCAGCUGACACUAGUUACAACAUUUUCUCGAGCGGAAAUAAAAAGAACAGUAGGAGUAAUUGUUUUACAAUUUUCUGAUUUUUCUGUACAUACAAGGGUGUAGUCUAUUCUUAUACGCUGGUAUUUGUUUCCACGUUGUUUAGUGAUGGUUUCUUAUAUUUAUUCGUUACCUUUCAAGCUGUAUCAGAACGUUUUACUAUACUAUAGUCAUUGUUCAAUCCUACAUUGUAAUUUUCUAACUGUAGUCGUUGUAAAUAAUUACCAUUGUUUGUAUUUUAAAAAAGUGUACACAAACUGUCAUAAAAGUAGAUAAUUCUAGUUACGAGAUAAAGAAAGUCGAGGGGGAAGUGAGAAAAGUAUAAAUUAACACGGAAAUCAAAACUAUUAAAUUAUUGUUAAUUAGUUAGAGAAGAUUAACAAAUUGAAACUGAAUCAUGAUAAUGUGAAUUUUCCUUCAGAAAAGCGUUGUAGCUGAUCAGGUUGCCAAAAUUGUCUGGUGCAUCAACAAUUUUCAGUCUUGUAGACAAUAUUAUAUUAUAAUUAAUUGAUCGGGAAGAAAAAGUCGAUUCGAUCUGAGAAAGCCCUCUUCCUUUGCAAGGAACAUGUUGGCGACGCAUGAGUGAGUGGUAAGUACGGAGGGUGCUCACGAAAAUCGACAUCAGCUCUCUCUACACUCGACUCACGCCGUUUUCUUUACUUUAUCCUGAAAUUCAAUCAAAUUAUCAAUGUUCCGAUCAUCGAGUUCGACGUUUUCUUUCCGUUGGAAAUAUUUAGAAAAAAUGAUUUAUCCUUCCUGCGAGUCGAUUGGAUCUCAUUAUCAAACUCUACGAUCGGACGAAUAAUUAUUUACCAACCUUUUGAAAAAUCUCCUAAUUUUUCCUCUUUCGUUUUUCCUUUAUUUUCUAUUUCUAUCGUUCUAUUAUCAUUUUCCUCAGGGUGUCUAUUGAUAGCAAUAGAAGGUCUGUGCAAGCUCACUUAGAAAGAAUACCUGCCGCGUAAAUGUAUCGCGGUUUCGGUAAUCGUAGUCUGCGACAAGCAUUAAAAAAAGAGAAAAAAAGAAAAGAAAUGAAAAAAGAGCGAAACGAUGCUCGUAGAAUCGCUUUGUGUCGUCGUAGGUUGUGUCGGUGAAGUCGAAUCUUUCAUUGCGGAGAUUCCAAUCGCAAAGGCUCUCGAACUUUUCAUACGUUUCAUGCUUUCAGACGAAAAUGGAAGUCGGCACACGACAAACGAAAGUGUUACGAAAGUGUGGCGAAGACGGUGCAAGAGGAGGAUGCAAACUCUAGAAAACAAAACAAAAAUCUAAAAAAAAAAAAAUAAAUAAAAAUAAAAAAAAAAAAAACGAAAAAAGAAAGCCACGAGACUUUUCUGUUCGUUGCUUGUUGAAAACGAGACUAUGAAAUCUAACGAAAGCAUUGUUCGUUCAAGUGUUUGAACCACGUGAGAAGUACGUGUGAAUCGUCUUUCAGUUCCCCGAACCGGGAACCUCAACCUCAGUAGGCACCCUGUUUGUCUAUUCUUUCACUCGACUUCUACCACUACUUCGAGAAAACAAAAAACUAUGUGAAAACAUCAUUACCGCGCCGUACAACACGUGUACGUACCUUAAACAAACAGAGAAAAAAAAGAAAAGAAUGAAAAAGUGAAGGAAACUACGCAUUGUUAUGAGUACACUUCAUUUUCAGGGGGGGUUGUCUUUCCGAAUCGCGUCUUUCUGUCGUUCGCAUCGCGAUCCUGUCGCUUUAUCGAAUACCUCGCGUUGCAAUAAAAACGGUGGAAUCUUCGAGCGUGGUUUCUUUCGAUUGCACGAUUCGGCAGGACAAUCUUGUCGCAGAAUUGGACAUGUAGAAGUUCUGUUAUUUAUUGAGUGUCACAUUAUCAACUUGUUCCGAAUAAAGACGUUCUGUGGAAAGCUCGAAUGAUUGGGCAUAGUCUGUCGUUCUGGGACACGUUUUCGUUCGAAGAGGUAUCACACGUCUCCGAAGGGAAUCGUAAAUAGUAGUUUCGUACACGAGUAAACGUUGUUGUCUGUAACGUUCUUUUAACUUUGUAGCUACAACGGUCUUUUUUAUCGCGUUGUUUCCGUUCUCUGAAAUAGAAGUCAAAGUACCUGUCGAUAAAGUAGUAAACUAGUUACCGACUGUGCCGUAGCUGCAGGGUUGACAAUCUUUUUAGCAUUAUUUCGUUUUUCGUCUUCUUUUCAUUUUUUACGUUCUUUCUUAUCAGUAGAAAAUUGUACGUUGAUGAAUUUCUUUCUCCCAGAAUGACGGGCGACAGCCACAUAUUGUUUCAACCAAUCACAGCUCUGAUCGCUGUUGGACCUAAUCGGUCCCUUGCCCGAAGGCAGGCGAUUGUUUGGACCUACCGUCCUAGGGUCGAGGUACCUGUUCUCUUCUCGAUUAUCCGAAUCGAUUACCAUUUUUAUUGCUUUCGUAACGCUUUUGCGACACGGUCUAGUUUGCGGGAAGAGAGAAAAGGAAAGAAAGUGAAUCGGGAAGUAGCAUGGUCCUUGACUGAACGGACGCGUGGCUGGACCGAGAAACAAUAUAUCAAUCGUAAUCGGUAAUGAGUCGCGGGUAAAUCGUAUUAACCGACUCGAUCGUUCGAAACGUUGAAACGAGAGAAUGCAAUGUUAUUUACUAAUUAAAAUCUAAUUUAUUGACUUUCUCAACAGUUUUUAAAUUACCGAUCUCAUCUUCUUAUUAUAAUAAUUUCGUUCGCGAUAUCGUUUUUCUCCUAAGAUUUUCAUUAAGAAAUUUCUCUCAAUGAAAAGUGAUUAUCUUUGGCUUGUAUCUCUUGUACGACAUUUCGAUCGUUCGUAGAAUGCUUAGCUGGCUCUCUGUGUGUAUAUCGAUACAUCUGUAUCUUACGUUGCGCAACGAACCUUCAUUAUCCUGUUCCUUUUUACGCUAAUAAUGUCUUUCCACUUGGUGACAGCGGAUGCACGAUAUUCGCUCGUGGGGAUCGCUUUGCUCGAGGAACCGGUAACACGGUGGCUCUUUGUCAUUCUAAUAUCCUUAUAUCCGUCGCGGCUCCAGGCAUUGGAAAUUAAGUGCUACCUUAACGAUUACCACACGUUUCAUUAUCUUUCUUCAUUUUCUCGCACAUUUUAUUUUGUGUAUUCCUUUUAUCAAUAUGAUCUUGCAUAUUUUUAUCGCAAACCUUUCUACUUGAUGGAUACGUAAAAAUAGUCAUAUCUUCUCUCCUUUCUUUUUUUUUUUUUAAUAUUUCAAUUGAAUUUUUUAAAUACUUUUCAAUGGAAGAUUACUGUAAGUUUGUUCGAUUAAACGUUGUUGUUGUUAUUCUUUUUUAUUUAUUAUUAUUUUUUUUUUAUUGUUACGAGACUGAUGUUAUCAAAUCGAGCUUUUAGGUCGCACUUUAUUCCUGCGCGGACCGCUUAUCAGAACUUAGCAGUAGUCUCUACUCUUCUAUAGCAUUGUUGUUUUCAGCCGACUGCGCCUGAGUAGAAUGGACAAUAUUGUCGAAGAGCAAAAAAAAGAAUAAAAAAGCAAAAGAAAUAGAGAGAAAGGGGUGACAAUUACACCUGUAUCUCGUUAAAACACGAUCAAUAAAUGACAGUUGUUUUAUAAAAAUA